Dothidotthia symphoricarpi CBS 119687 is the source of this 687-nucleotide messenger RNA. RefSeq lists its product as uncharacterized. The coding region runs from base 54 to 503 and encodes 149 amino acids. Lineage: Eukaryota; Fungi; Ascomycota; Dothideomycetes; Pleosporales; Dothidotthiaceae. The record is from RefSeq and is a predicted model, not a curated record. The transcript has 3 exons.
UCCCAAUCAAGUAAAUCUCAAUCUCUCCCAACAACCACAUCACAUCCAUCACAAUGGCCGGAAAGCAAGUAGCUACCUUUGGCGGUAUCGCCGCCGUCGGUGCGGGUGCCUACUACCUGUACAGCGCCGGAGGAGACCCCAAGCUCGCAGAGAAGAAGAUGGAGCACGAUGCCGCAACUGCCGCACGAAAGGCGAGAGGCCAGAUGCCCGGCGCACAACACGAGGCCAAGAAGGCCGGCGAGGAGGGCUACGAGACAGUACGCGCAACAGCUCAGCAAUACGCCGAGAAAGCAAAGUCGCAAGCAAAGGACGCCGAAGUGAAGCUCGACGCAUACAGCGCAGACGCACGGAAGAAGUACGAGGACGCCAAGGUCGAGGCUGCCAGGGACUUCCAGCAGGGCAAGCAUGAGUUCAACGCUGCGGUGGACAAGUUCGACCAGAAGGUUCUCCAGGAUGCGGCCAAGACGAAGAGCUGGUUUGGCUCGUGGUUCGGUGGAAAGUAAGCGUGGUGUUGAGGAUGUAUAGGUAACUGUAUGAAAAGGACAUGACUUUUACGGAUGAUAUUGCAUCUGCUGUUUAGCAUUGGAUACUCAGGCUCGAACAUCAACGAAUUAUAUGACGACGUUCAAGUUGGUGUACUUGGUCGUGGGUGUGAUUGUACAUAUGAUAUGAUAAAUCUCUACUCCC